AUGGAUUUACCUAUUGAGGUUCUUAAUAGAAUAUUUAAGCAAGUAAUGUUGAAAAAAGACCUUUUCUCUUGCUCUCUUGUAAAUCGAACUUGGAGUUUGGUUGCCUUGCCGAUACUUUGGAACAAACCUGUGUACUCGGAAGCUUUAAUACAAACUUUAAUUUCCUGUUUUUCACAACAAGAUAAGGAUAAUUUAGUGCAAACGGGCAUCCGUUUGGAUAGUUGGAUCAAUAUUGGGUCAGGCAUUGACUAUCCAUCUUACAUAUUCGAUUUAUAUUAUUCAUCUUUGCUGAUAUAUGUCAACCGCUUUUUAUCCAAACAAAAUAAUCAACAAAAAAAGAGAUUAACUUAUUAUUUGAUGCAAUACCUCUGCAAGUUAUUAAUGAAUCGAUGCAUCAAUCUUAAAAAUCUUGAAUUUAGAAAUUUGAAUUUAACAGAAUAUUUCAUUAUACCUUUUUAUCACUUUCCGGGAGCAGAUGGUAAUCUUAUCAAUAUAACAUCAAUGACUUUGGAUUUCUCACUUUCUUUUUGCGAUCAAUUUUUUUAUGCACUUUCCGGAAUUUGUAAGCAAAUCAAGAGUUUAUCCCUCUGGGAUUUAAACGAAAACAAUGCGUUGAUGUACUUUAUCGAAUCUCAGGCAUUUUUAAAGAAUUUAUCUAUUUGGUGCAGUGAUGUUCAAUUUCCAACAAACGGUUCAUCUGAAAAUUUGGAAAAAAGGGCAAAUUUUCUUAAAAGUCUUGUGUUAUAUGAAAGUUCGGUUUCUGCAAGCUUCUUGGCUCAAUGUAUUAAUUUGAAUGUUUUAAAGGUUACUGGAGAUAAGUUUUUUCGAAUGAUUGAAAAUGUAAUGGAUUUUAACCGUCUCAAACUAAAUAACCUUGAGAAAAUUUUAUUCGAUGAUGUAUCCAAUGAAUAUAUGGAUAAAAUCACAAAACUCCUAGAUCGUACUAAUGUUCUCAAAGAGAUAACUUUAAUGAUUGAUUCUGAUCAUUCUAUUGAGCUGACUAAAGUAAUUGUGCAUAAUUACACAAAUUUAGUUGAUUAUAAAGGGCUAUAUGAUGAUUCUCAAAUUAUUUUGCUACACAUUUUUGUUCAAAAUUGUCCAUUUCUUGAAAAAUUAGUGAUUUGUGAUAAUAAGACCAACAAUUCUAAAUUUAACUUUAAUGAUGAACUAAUGCGUUUAGGUAAUGUCAUUCCUAGAAAUCUUAAAAAAUUACGAUUGAAAAAAUCAUGGAUUUACAAUGCUUUUACUUUGAAUAGUUUUAUGAAAAAAUGCUUUGAAAAAUUGAAGGGAUCUUUUGAAUUUUACAUCAAUAUCAAUGAUCAUGAUUAUUCUAUUCAAAACUAUGAUAAACAAAUUAUGUUUAAAGGUUAUGAUGAUGGACUUAUUCAUGUUGAAUGUUAUGUUAAUAGAUAG
Molecule: messenger RNA, 1413 nt
Organism: Funneliformis geosporum
Lineage: Eukaryota; Fungi; Glomeromycota; Glomeromycetes; Glomerales; Glomeraceae
Source: the annotation of a GenBank genome assembly